Drosophila erecta is the source of this 1328-nucleotide messenger RNA. It is a transcript of the gene Amacr, whose product is annotated as alpha-methylacyl-CoA racemase. Gene Ontology annotation, cellular component: mitochondrion. Gene Ontology annotation, biological process: bile acid metabolic process. The transcript has 2 exons. Gene Ontology annotation, molecular function: alpha-methylacyl-CoA racemase activity. The record is from RefSeq and is a predicted model, not a curated record. Bases 145 to 1269 code for a protein of 374 amino acids. NCBI's taxonomy places the organism in Eukaryota, Metazoa, Arthropoda, Insecta, Diptera, Drosophilidae.
UUAGAGAUCCAAGUCAUUUAAUUGUGCAUUGCUGAUAUUUUCGUGAGAAUAUAAAAAAUCACCUCCAAGUUGGCAGCCCUGUUGCAAUGCCGUUCAAAGUGCACUUAAUUUUCGUAUUACUUUUCGGCCAAAAACUCUCGAAAGAUGCCGCUCAAAGGCAUCAAGGUACUAGAAUUCGUGGGCUUAGCUCCAGGACCAUUUUGUGGCAAGAUCCUAACCGAUUUUGGGGCCACAGUCACCCGCAUCGAUAAGGUGAUAGAAAACCAUUUGGAUGUACUGCAGCAGGGAAAACGUACGCUAAGCCUGGAUCUGAAGAACCCAAAAGGCCAGCAAGUGGUGCGAAGGCUGGUCAAGAAGUGCGAUGUGCUCAUCGAACCCUUUCGACCGGGAGUAAUGGAGAAGCUGAAUCUCGGUCCCGCCGACUUGUGCACAGCCAAUCCCCGCCUGAUUUAUGCCCGCCUCACGGGUUUUGGGCAGCAUGGAAGACUGGCGCCACGGGCGGGACACGAUAUCAACUACGCGGCUUUAUCGGGAGUACUCUCCAUGCUGGGCAGGCGCCAUGAAAAGGUCACUGCACCCAUUAAUCUUCUGGCCGACUUCGCCGGGGGCAGUGUGAUGUGUGCUCUGGGAAUUUGCCUUGCCCUCUUGGAGCGCCACAACUCGGGAAGAGGUCAAGUGGUGGAUGCCUCGAUGGUCGAGGGAGCUGCGUAUGUGGCCAGUUGGCUGUUUAUGUCCCGGAAUCUGGGCAUUUGGGGGAGAGAUCGGGGCGACAACCUCAUCGAUGGCGGAUCGUACUUUUAUGAUACCUACGAAACCAAAGACGGUCGCUACAUGUCCGUGGGCGCCCUGGAACCGCAGUUCUUUGAGCUGCUAAAGCAGCACUUGCAACUGCCCGAAGAUGUCAGCCAGUUUGGCGAAGCUCAUCAGGAUCGGGGAAGGAAACUUCUGACUGAGGCUUUCCUUUCCAAGACCCAAGCUGAAUGGUCGCAAAUAUUUGAGGAUGUGGAUGCCUGUGUCUACCCCGUUCUGGACUACCGCGAGGUUCAUAGACACGAUCACAAUAAGGAGAGGAAAUCGUUCGAGCUGGCUGAGGACAUAGCGGCGCCACGUCCCGCUCCACUCCUAAGCAGAACUCCAGGAAAGUUGCCCAAGGCUCCACCUGAUGGUGCUGAAGUGGAGUGGAUAGACGAAUUAGAUCUUAAGCGCCACGAAUUAAAAGACUUGGUGGACUCGGGGGUACUUACCCUUCCGAAGCGGGCCAAGCUGUAGGACCUACCCGCUCGGAUGCCCAUAAAUGCCCAAUAAAACACCUUCCUGUUGCUCUUGCA